Messenger RNA from Malassezia pachydermatis, 660 nucleotides. RefSeq names its product cysteine peroxiredoxin. Gene Ontology annotation, cellular component: mitochondrion; cytosol. The record is from RefSeq and is a predicted model, not a curated record. The transcript has a single exon. Gene Ontology annotation, biological process: cellular oxidant detoxification; cell redox homeostasis. NCBI's taxonomy places the organism in Eukaryota, Fungi, Basidiomycota, Malasseziomycetes, Malasseziales, Malasseziaceae. Bases 1 to 660 code for a protein of 219 amino acids. Gene Ontology annotation, molecular function: peroxiredoxin activity.
AUGACGAAUCUUCGUUUGGGUUCGACUGCGCCUGAUUUUUACGCCGACACUACGCAAGGUCCAAUCCAUUUCCACGAUUGGCUUAAUGAAUCCUGGGCCAUCCUAUUCUCCCAUCCGGAGGACUUUACGCCGGUAUGUACGACCGAGCUAAGUGAGGUGGCCCGUCGCCGGAGCGACUUUGAGAAGCGCCACGUCAAGGUCAUCGGCCUCUCUGCCAAUGAUGUGUCUUCACACCGACGUUGGGUCGAGGACAUCAACGAUGUGUCUGGCUCAAAUGUCGCAUUUCCUAUAAUCGGUGAUGCCGAUCGUUCGAUCGCUACGGCAUAUGAUAUGCUUGAUGCCUUGGACCCGACCAAUGUGGACGCAAAUGGCGUACCUUUCACGAUCCGAGAUGUACUAGUAAUCGACCCUAAAAAGAUCAUUCGUCUGAAGAUCUCCUACCCCGCCUCUACAGGCCGGAACUUUGAUGAGAUCUUGCGUGUCAUUGACUCUUUGCAGCUUGGUGAUCGUUACCCUAUCACUACGCCUGCCAAUUGGCGUCCAGGGGAUGACGUGAUUAUUCAUCCCAAGGUGAACGACGACGAAGCUACGGUUCAAUUUCCAGGCUACAAAACGAUCAAACCCUAUCUUCGUCUUGCGGCGGACCCUAGUAGUCAAUGA